Messenger RNA from Corythoichthys intestinalis (scribbled pipefish), 960 nucleotides. It is a transcript of the gene tnfb, whose product is annotated as tumor necrosis factor b (TNF superfamily, member 2). The record is from RefSeq and is a predicted model, not a curated record. The transcript is spliced from 3 exons. The coding region runs from base 39 to 800 and encodes 253 amino acids. Gene Ontology annotation, cellular component: membrane. Gene Ontology annotation, biological process: immune response. Gene Ontology annotation, molecular function: tumor necrosis factor receptor binding. Lineage: Eukaryota; Metazoa; Chordata; Actinopteri; Syngnathiformes; Syngnathidae.
ACAGGAACUAAAGAGCCAAUCAGCUCCGAUAUACAAGCAUGGUGGCGUACAUGCCGACGACAGCGGCCGACGUGGAGGCGGCGGAGGGCCUCAGAGAUGCCCAGAAGGUGGUGGUGGUGGAGAAGCGCUCGUACACGGCCUGGAUGUGGAGGCUGUCGGCGGGCCUCCUGGUAGCGGCGCUUUGCUUGGGCACGGUGCUGCUGCUGGCUUGGUACUGGCACGGCCGAACCGACGCCAUGGCGCCUUCGGUGGGUCCCACGCAAGCUCUGGUGGGCGACGAGGAGAAGUCCGAUCCGCAUAAUACGUUGAAGAAGAUUAGCAGUAAAGCUAAGGCGGCUAUUCAUCUUGAAGGCAUUUACGAGGAAGGCAAAAAGGAGCUGCAGUGGCGCAACGGGCAAGGUCACGCCUUCGCGCAAGGCGGCCUCAACCUGCAGAACAACGAGAUCGUGGUGCCGCACACCGGCCUCUACUUCGUCUACAGCCAGGCGUCCUUCCGCGUCACCUGCGACGAGAGCCAAGGGGAGACGGGGGGCAAACGGCCCAUGCACCUCAGCCACAGCGUGUGGCGCUACUCCGACUCUGUGGGAGGGAAAUUCUCGCUUUUGAGCGCCGUGCGCUCGGCGUGCCAGCAGGGCGGCAAGGACGGGGAAGCUCGAACGGAGCAGGGCUGGUACAACGUCUUGUACUUGGGAGCAGUCUUCCAGCUCAACAAGGACGACCGGCUGUCCACCGAGACCAAACGGCUGUCCGAGCUGGAGACGGAAGGCGCCAAGACAUUUUUUGGCGUCUUUGCCCUCUGAAGCGUUUCAAAUCGCAUUUUUUACUCUUAUUCACGGCAUGCCCCAGAAUCCCUCAUUCAAGUUUUUUUUUGUUUUAAAUCCCUUACUUUGAUACUUUUAUAAUGAUUUUUUAUAUUUAAUUUUUUAGGCUUAUCCUGGCCUGCGCUUGAAUCCUUUUUUU